GCUUGGGAGGAGGGAGGAAGUCUGAGCUUCCAGGAGACAGAGUAUUUAUGAAACUGUUCAAGGAUGUGAAAGAGAAGGAAGCAGAUCCAACAGGUCCCAGGAGGAGGGAGACAUGAGGAGAGGUCUGCUCUGGCUGAUGGUAGGGCUCCUGCUUUUGGGGAGCCUGCUGACCAACUUCAUCUGGUUCACGUUGUACAAGAUCAACAUGGUUCCUCAGCACCCUCAGCCUAAAAGUGUUGCUUUGCAUAAAACCUGCAGCUGGGAAAGAAACAAGUGUUGUUCUCAAACCUGGAUGAAGGAGGAGGGGAAACACCAAAAAUCCAGUAAUGAGAAACCUCAGCCUCCUAAAGUAAAGGCCUCUGCUUCAUGUAAAGACUGCAGGGAAAAAAUCGACAAAGUCUUGGAGUUUUACUCUCGAGCCUGGAGGAAAGAUGAGGGCCACAGCCGAGAGCUCCGGAAAACCCUUUCUCCAAUAAAACCUGGCAGACGUGUUCCGUUGUGGGAAACGGCGGGAUCCUGGCGAACAGCAGCUGCGGGAAAAGCAUCGACUCGGCUGGAUUCAUCAUCAGGUGCAACCUGCCUCCUUUGUCCCUCGGAUACCAGAAYGACGUUGGCGUCAAGACGAGCCUGGUGACGGCCAACCCCAGCAUCCUGUCGAAGAAGUACGGAGCGCUGAUGGAGCGUCGCUGUAAGUUUGUGGAAACCCUGUGCCAGUACGGCAGCUCCUUCCUGCUCCUUCCCGCCUUCUCCUUUAACACCAACACCGCCCUCUCUCUGCGGGCCCUCUACACCACCGAGGACUUCGGCAGUCCCAUCAGAGCGGUCUUCUUUAACCCGGAGUACCUGCAGAGCCUGGACCAGUUCUGGCGCUCUCGGGGCCUGAAGGCYCCGCGGCUCAGCACUGGGAUCAUGAUGGUGAGCCUGGCGCUGGAGCUCUGCGAGAACGUGGACCUGUACGGGUUCUGGCCCUUCAGCGUUCACCCCGACGACCUCCAAGAACUGACUCACCACUACUACGACGACACCAAAGCUAAAGGAAACUUCCACGUCAUGCCGGAUGAGUUUGAACGCCUGGUGCAGCUGCACAGCCAGGGCGUGAUCAGGCUGCACCUCGGGCACUGUGAACCGGACCCGUUAAUCCAACAAAAAACUGAUCACUGACACUUCACAGACACAGUGAGCAUCUUCUAAACACUCCUGCAGCAUUUCGCUCACUACCACUGACAAAUACGAGGCGGCAUUUAUAUUUUAAAGAAAAAUACAAAAUCACCUUAAAUACAGGGACAAUAAAAUUUGUAUUUUUGUAACUGAAAA
This is a messenger RNA of Austrofundulus limnaeus, 1314 nucleotides long. RefSeq names its product alpha-N-acetylneuraminide alpha-2,8-sialyltransferase. Lineage: Eukaryota; Metazoa; Chordata; Actinopteri; Cyprinodontiformes; Rivulidae. Gene Ontology annotation, biological process: N-glycan processing; oligosaccharide metabolic process. The record is from RefSeq and is a predicted model, not a curated record. Gene Ontology annotation, molecular function: alpha-N-acetylneuraminate alpha-2,8-sialyltransferase activity.